AAAAUUCAAAUAAGAUUACCUCUUCUAACGGCGGCGGCGUCGCAGUUGCGUUUUUCUCUUUUUCAGCACAGCGCAUAACAGCGUCAAUGGUGAAACACUGCAGACCCCCGCUGAGUACACAACACGGGUUUCGACGUAUCCGCUGAAACCGUGUUAGGGGCACAUUGGACGAGUCCCAUCACAACUCGUAAGUUGUAACUCACCCAUUACGUAACCGACCCAGGUUGUGCGAAUUUCACGAACACACGCUUCGCUUCGAUAUUAUUCCGCUGCGAUUCCGCAUGCGAUUCAGUACGGAAUACCCUCUGCGUACCGUAACCUCGUGCGAUCCUACGAGUUACCUCGCUAUUUUAACAACACUGGUCGCACUCUACGCAAUUAGGGUUACGUUCUUCCUUCAAUGUAUUUGGGGAUGAUGCGAAGAACCUCGUCGAUUCAUGUCUUCACUCUUCUUCGAUACUCUGGUUCGUGUUCUAACCCCGCACACUUUCUCCUCCACCCAUCGCACCCUUCUUCAUCUUUCUCCACUAGUGUUGAUACUCACAAUCACACCUCUAAACAGAGAUCCUCAUUCCUCGAUUCCAUGAGAAACCUGAAAAAUGUAGACGCCGCCUUGGAUUUCUUCCACACAAUGGUCUCAAUGAAGCCCUUCCCUUGUGUCAAGGACUUCAAUUUACUGUUCAGCAUUGUUGUUAAGAUGAAACGUUACAAAACCGCCAUUUCGCUAAUUAAACAAAUCUAUUCCCUAGGGCUGAAACCGGAUAUCUACACUCUCAAUAUUGUUAUCAAUUGUCUUUGCCGUUUGAACCACACUGUUUUUGGGUUCUCUGUUUUGGGACUAAUGCUCAAAAUUGGUGUGGAGCCUGACUUGGUGACUCUUAACACCAUCAUUAAUGGGCUUUGUAUAGAAGGCAAUGUGGAUCAAGCAGUGAGGUUUGCUGAGCAUUUGGGAGAGUUGGGUUAUCAAUCAGAUGGGUACACCUAUGUAGCAAUAAUUAAUGGAUUGUGUAAGGUAGGUGACACAUUUGGUGCUACCUCAUAUAUCAAGAAGAUGGAAGAAAGAAAUUGGAAUUUGGAUGUUAGAGCUUAUACCACGACUAUGGACAGUCUUUGCAAGGAUGGGAUGGUAUUCGAGGCGUUGGAUUUGUUCUCACACAUGACUAGUAAAGGUAUUCAACCUAAUCUCGUUGCUUACAAUUGCUUGAUUUAUGGCCUUUGUAAUUUUGAUAGAUGGAAAGAGGCUGCAACUCUACUUGGUAAUAUGAUGAGAAAUGGAAUCAUGCCGGAUGUGCGGACUUUUAGCAUUGUAGUUGACUAUUUUUGCAAAGAGAGGAUGAUUUUGAGGGCUAAAUGCAUAAUAAGUUUCAUGCCACGUAUUGGAGUGGAACCUAAUGUUGUCACAUAUAAUUCAGUGGUUAGUGCUCAUUGUUUGCUAAAUCAAAUGAAGGAUGCCAUGGAAGUUUUUGAUUUGAUGAUUCGGAAGGGGUUCUUACCUGACGUUGUGACUUAUAGUUCCUUAAUCCAUGGAUGGUGUAAAACUAAAAACAUAAAUAAGGCUAUGGAUUUCUUGCGUGAAAUGCUUAAUAAUGGACUGAAUCCAAAUGUUGUCACUUGGAACACUCUUAUUGGGGGGUUUUGCAAAGCAGGGAACCCAGUAGCUGCGAAAGAAUUGUUUUUUAUAAUGCACAAGCAUGGCCAACUUCCCAAUCUCCAAACUUGUGCUAUUAUAUUGGAUGGCCUAUUUAAGUGUCAUUUUCAUUCCGAGGCAAUAUCAUUGUUUAGGGAGUUUGAGAAGAUAAACUUGGAUCUUAAUAUUGUAAUUUACAAUAUUGUUGUGGAUGGAAUGUGUAGUUUUGGAAAACUGAAUGAUGCACUAGAACUGUUUUCUUGCCUGCCAAGUAAAGGUGUCAAAAUUGGUGUUGUUACUUAUACCACAAUGAUUAAAGGUCUAUGUAAAGAAGGACUAUUGGAUGAAGCCGAAGACCUGUUGAUGAAAAUGGAAGAAAAAGGAUGUCCCCCAAAUCAGUGCACAUAUAAUGUCUAUGUUCAAGGAUUGCUAAGGAGAUAUGAUAUUUCAAGAUCAAGAAAAUACCUUCAACUAAUGAAAGACAAAGGUUUAUCGGCAGAUGCUACCACCACAGAAUUGCUUAUCAGAUGCUUCUCUGGUAAUAAAGAAUAUAGUCCAUUACAAGAGUUUUUGCAGAAGUUUGCUUGAGUAUUUAAUAUUGGUAUAUUUGGAAUACCAACAUUUGCCUGAGGGCCAAGACCAAGAAAAAUCAUAUACGUGCAAAUAGGUUGCGGGAGAAAACACCCAAACCCAAGAUAGAUAGGAUUAUUUGGCAGAGGUCCCGAAGAUUUGUUGAUGCACUUGGAGAAUUGGAUGACUGCCUUACAAUGGUGCACCUUUUUGCAGCAUUACCUGCAUCAGAGGGUAAAAAAAUUGAAGUGGUGCACCUUCUGGCUAAUUCUUAUCUUGCGGAGGAUUAAGCCAUCAUGUCAGAAUAAAACAACUCAAAAUGAAGGCUGAGGAGGGAUUCAACAUUGCAUAUUCUUUCAAGAUGUGAGCUUCAAAUUCACAAACAUUGGAGCACUUCAAUUUUUUAUUUACUUAAAUAAUAUUACUCAGUUUAGGAUUGGAGGUUUCUGCUCAACAAGGUCCUUCUCUCCUUUUAUUUUUGCCACAGAUGUUACAGAUAGCAAUUAUUUGCCACUUUUGAUAAGUUUAUCCAGCUGAUUCUUGCAUUUUGGGUUAAAUGUAUUCAUUUCUUCUUUCAUUUUGUUCUUUUCCGUCCCCCAUUUCUGGUUGUUGGUUGCUGUCUUCUUGUACAUCAGAUUGGAAAUUUAAACACACUGAAUGAAUGAACUGCUUAUACAUA
Molecule: messenger RNA, 2876 nt
Organism: Cajanus cajan (pigeon pea)
Lineage: Eukaryota; Viridiplantae; Streptophyta; Magnoliopsida; Fabales; Fabaceae
Molecular function (GO): protein binding
Source: RefSeq, a predicted model, not a curated record